Prosopis cineraria is the source of this 856-nucleotide messenger RNA. Its product is annotated as probable aquaporin PIP2-8. Gene Ontology annotation, molecular function: water channel activity. Gene Ontology annotation, biological process: transmembrane transport. Lineage: Eukaryota; Viridiplantae; Streptophyta; Magnoliopsida; Fabales; Fabaceae. The coding region runs from base 11 to 856 and encodes 281 amino acids. Gene Ontology annotation, cellular component: plasma membrane. The record is from RefSeq and is a predicted model, not a curated record. The transcript has 4 exons.
CACGAUCGAGAUGUCCGAGCAAGUAACCGAAGAAGGCCGAACCCAGCAGCAUGGCAAAGACUACGCAGACCCUCCUCCUGCUCCUCUCUUUGACCUCGCCGAGCUCAAGCUCUGGUCUUUUUACAGAGAUCUCGUUGCCGAGUUCGUCGCCACCCUCCUCUUCCUCUACAUCUCCGUCGCCACCGCCAUUGGUCACAAUAAACAAUCCUCCCCGUGCGAUGGCGUCAGCAUUCUUGGCGUCGCUUGGGCCUUCGGAGGCAUGAUCUUCGUCCUUGUCUACUGCACCGCCGGCAUCUCCGGUGGGCACAUCAGCCCUGCGGUGACGUUCGGAUUGUUCUUGGCUCGGAAAGUAUCGCUGAUUCGGGCUGUAGCUUACAUGGCAGCGCAGUGCCUGGGAGCCAUUUGCGGUGUGGGGUUAGUGAAGGCGAUCAUGAAGCAUUCGUGCGAGUCGCUCGGUGGCGGAGCCAACUCUGUGUCCGCGGGCUACGGCGAGGGCACUGCCCUGGGUGCUGAGAUUAUCGGCACCUUUGUGCUUGUCUACACCGUCUUCUCCGCCACUGACCCCAAAAGAACUUCCCGUGACUCCCACGUUCCCGUUCUGGCUCCGCUGCCAAUCGGGUUUGCUGUUUUCGUGGUUCAUUUGGCCACCAUUCCCGUCACCGGAACCGGCGUAAACCCAGCUAGGAGCUUCGGUGCUGCUGUUAUUUACAACAACCGCGAAGUUUGGGACGACCAUUGGAUCUUCUGGGUCGGUCCGUUUGUGGGAGCAAUGGCGGCUGCGGCGUACCACCAAUGCAUAGUGAGGGCGGCAGCUGUCAAGGCGCAUGGAUCAUUGAGAAGCAAGCCCGCCAGCUAG